AUCUACCAGUCUAUAUUUAGCAGCGGCAGCCAAAAAGCAGCUGAAUCAGCUGACUGGAAGCUGCUACCCUGAUGUGCAGCCUUGGUUUAGACAGCAACACACUCAGUCCUGGAAAUCAAGGAGAACAGACAGCACAGAAGAGAGACGCUGAGCCUGGAGAUUUCAAAACAGUCCAGCCGUAGCUGCCACAAACAACAGUCAGGUAAGAAGGGAGCAAGAGCAUUCUAAUAGAAAAUGUGGUCGGUCAUAAUGAAUGUUGUGGUGAGAAUUUAGAGCUCAAAGGAGGCAGGGCUGGGGGGGGGGAUAAAUAUACAAGUAUGGAUUAGGCCACUGUUGCCAGCUUAGAGCUUGCCAUUUUUGUGACCAAGGAAGCAGGAAAAACCAGAGGGUGCCUGGAGUAGUGGUGGAGGAAGGGAGCCACAUUGUGACCUCUGUUCAUAAUGACCACGGGAGCAAUAAUGCCAGGGAGAUCUUUAUCUGGUGUGUUUGCCAAUCCUACUGAUGUAAGCAAGGCUUACUACCAGUGUACUACUACGCUGCGCCAAGGACCUGAGGUGAAAAGGUCAGUUACAUCGGGGUUUCGAUGCAUCGUGGGGCUACGACAUCAAGCCUAAUUCUAGGACUUUCUCCCCUGUUCCCGCCUCAUUUCCCCAACACCCACUUGGUGCAGCAUCUUGCCUGAUGAAGCCUUCAAGUGAAAUCAACAGCUUAGUAAUUUGUGACAUUUUGGAUACUCCUAAUAAAGGCACUGCACAACUGUGGGAGUUAAUAAAGGGAAGAGGAACACAGAGAAAAAGAGAGAGAUUAAGAUGCUACAAUCGCUUUUAAAGUAAGCUUUUCCCACCCCAGCGAGUAAAUACUGAAUUCUAUUGCCUUUUUUUCUUACCAAGUUGCCACUGUUACAUUUUGCAUUUCUUCACCGACUCCUUGGGGCUGGUUCCCACCAUCUUCCUAUCAUCUGCCCACCUCCCUCUUUCUUCAGCCUGGAGCCCCCCAUCUUUUUGGAACUACAACGUGGUGGGCACCAGGUUGGCAAAGGUUAGUGUAGCGCAUCAGGAAACCUGACCACCACAGCAGGUGAAGGAGAGGGACUUAGGAAAGGGCCAAGGGGAGAAUGAGCAGAAAGAGACAUGCCUCCAUUUUCUCUUGAUUCAACUGGAGAUUUAAAUGGCAAGAGUCCACUGCCUGCGGCAGUCCUCUUAAGGACUACCAAAGUGAAAGUGUCUGGAAAGCUUAAAAAAAAGUAAGUUUUCCUUUUAAGCGACUAGACAUAGCAGUUUAAGAAGAGCAAUGAAGCUGUCACACCGUACCUUUAAAGCACAUGACUUCCCUCAAAGAACCCUGGGAACUGUAGUUCACCUCUCACAGAACUGCAAUUUCUGACAGAACUACAAUUCCUCUUAAAAAGUUCCCAGGAUCCUUUGGGAAAAGCUAUGCGAUUUAAAUGUAUGGUGUGUGUGUGACCUGAAUUCAAUAUCCCCUGGGCCCUGUGAGUAAACAGGAAAACAUGGAAAGAGCUAUUCGUUGUUUAGUUGCAGGUCUAGAGAGCUGUUGAGUAAAGUGUUAUAGAAGUCAGGGCAACUGCUAUGGGACAUAUAUCCUUCCCAUAUCAAGGAGAAAGGAAUUAUCCUUUUGAGGUAGAACUACCCCAGGCUUUUAAACUGGUUUGAAUCUGGCUUGUAUUUCCUGGAAGAAUCUUGGGAAUUGUAGUUUGGUAAGAAUGCUGAGGGUUCUUUGCAAUUACCCUGGCUAAGAUUUGCUUUGUAGCCAUAUCCAAUAUUCUGUGGCUCCUUGCUCCUGAAUUUAUCCCCAACUCCUACUCCCACACUUUUUCCUCAUCAUUCAGCAAACUCAACUAUAUAGCCAAAAUGGCAAUGUGGUCUAUGCUCUGGUAACCUCUAGGUUAGAUUAGUGCACUGUGUUAUAUGUGGGGCUGCUGCUGAAGACAGUUUGGAAACUUCAGCUUGUGCAGAAUUCAGCAGUCAGGUUGCUCACCGAGGCAAGAUGGUUUGAGCAUACUACGCCAAUCCUGGCCCAACUGCAUUUGCUACUGAAUAGUUUCUGGCUCCAAUUUAAAGUGCCGGCUUUGACCUGUAAAACCUUAAAUGGCUCAGGACCACAAUGCAUCAAGGACUAACUCUCCCCAUAUGAAUGGACCCAGACCCUGUGACCAUCCUCUGAGGUCCUCUCUGUGUGCCUCCACCAUUAGAGGUCCAGAGGGUGGCAACACAAGAAGGGGCCUUUUCUGUGGUGGCUCCCCAUUUGUGGAAUGCUCUCUCCAAGGAGGCUUCAUUCAUAUUGCUAGGUACCUCUUCAACCAGGCCUUGGGCUGAUUAAACAAUCUAUAGUAUUUUAAAUGUGUUGGGAGUAUUGAUGGUGGCGGUGUUAUGUGUUAUGUGUUUUAUGUUGUAAACCACCCUGUGCUCUUCAGAUGAAGGGUGGCAUAUAAAUCUAAUAAAUUAUAAUAACAAUAAUUGCAGGCUUGGGGAAACCGAAAGUUUGGCAGAGGUACAAAUUGCUUUAGAAAGAAAACACUAACCCAGGGAAAUAGUUUAUUACUAAUAUUUGGUUAACAACAUUUGUAUGCUGUUUUUCAACAAUAAUGGUUCUCUUACUCUCUUUUAAAACUGUGGUGGGAGGUGCAGUGCAAGGGAUAUGAUUUGUGCGUUUCCCUUUCUAUGGGUGGAAAGGCCCACUCCUGUUGCUCCUUCACUGUGCAGGAGAUUUGGAUCCACUGGAGUAUGGAUCCCCACCCCACAGAGCCCAUGGGGGGAACACAGGUAAAGGGACCCCUGACUGUUAGGUCCAGUCACAGACGACUCUGGGGUUGUGGCGCUCAUCUCGCUUUACUGGCCGAGGGAGCCAGUGUACAGCUUCCGGGUCAUGUGGCCAGCAUGACUAAGCCGCUUCUGGCGAACCAGAGCAGCACACGGAAACACCGUUUACCUUCCCGCCGGAGCGAUAGGUACCUAUUUAUCUACUUGCACUUCGACGUGCUUUCGAACUGCUAGGUAGGCAGGAGCAGGGACCGAACAAUGGGAGCUCACCCCAUUGUGGGGAUUCGAACCGCCGACCUUCUGAUCGGUCACCCGCGUCCCUAUUCUCAAAUAAACAUAUUCUCCAAUAAACACCACAGAAAGGGGAAAGGGGAAAAGAAAAACACCAUCAUCUCGUCCCAGUCCAAAUAUUCUGAAUCUAGUAGUUCCUCCACCUCAAAUUUUCCGCAUCUCAUGGGAUCGCUUUGCCCUGUCUGGUUAUUUAUCAAAUUGCUAUCCUAUUCUCCCUCACACCCAUAGGAGCUGAGGGUGGCACCCAACCAAGUAACAAAACAGUGAAAAAAUAAAAUACUUAUUUAAAAUAUCAACUAUGUCUAUUUUAAAAAAUAAAAUAUAUAAAACACUCCACAAGCAUAAACACUUAUAUAUCAGGAAAUUUAUAUUCAGUCCAAGGGUUAAGCAGUGUUUCCAAACUUGGGUCUCCUGCUGUUGUUGCAGCUACAAUUCCCACCAUCCCUGACCACUGCUUCUGGUAGCUAGAGAUGAUGGGAGUCCAAAAACAGCUAGAGACCCAAGUUUGGAAAACUCUGGGCUAACCUAUCACGGCUGGCUACAACUAACCAGCCCAGUUAGGAGAAGCCCACAAAGGCUUCCAUGCAACAGGGCUUUCAUCCCUCUCCUCCCUCCAUGCUCCCCCUUCAGUUGCCUCGUGGGGCUGAGGAGAACCCUCAGAACAGCGCAUAGGGUGAGGAGAGGGGAGAUUCUUCCAUCAGGCAAGUACCAACUUGUACAACUUGUACCAACAGUGUGAUAACCUUAGAGCAUGGGUAGGCAAACUAGGGCCCGGGGGCCGGAUCCAGCCCAAUUGCCUUCUAAAUCCGGCCCGCGGACGGUCUGGGAGUCAGCGUGUUUUUACAUGAGUAGAAUGUGCCCUUUUAUUUAAAAUGCACUUCUGGGUUAUUUGUGGGGCCUGCCUGGUGUUUUCACAUGAGUAGAAUGUGUGCUUUUAUUUAAAAUGCAUCUCUGGGUUAUUUGUGGGACAUAGGAAUUCGUUCAUUCCCCCCCAAAAAAAUAUAGUCUGACCCCCCACAAGGUCUGAGGGACAGUGGACUGGCCCCCUGCUGAAAAAGUUUGCUGACCCCUGCCUUAGAGCUAUACUAAACUCCUCCCAUAGAGAACUACAAAAUCUACCAAUAAAAUUUAUCCUGUCCCACUAUCAUCCACAAACACCUAUCAUUUUAUAGAAGAUCCUUUCACCUAACAUGCAUGUUGCCAGCUACAACACACACAGCAAACGCAAACCAACUUAUAAUUUUCACAAACGUAUUCUGCUUCAGCAGAAACUUUCCAUUUAUUAAGCUAUGAUGCUUGCUUACAAAGUGUGACCAUUACAGCAACAUCUUUGUAGUGCGUUCCCAUUGGCUAAUUAUAUCCUGCAUAUUCUUUACAGUAAUGGCUCCCCGGAUAAGACUGAACAUAGCAAAGCCUCUUCCCACCAUAAGUGAAGCCCUUGAGGAAAUUCUAGAUGACAUAACAAGCAACACAAAAGGUUUUGGAAAUGCUUGCACGAGUCCAGAUUCUUCUUCUGGUGAAGACUACCUUCAGUCUAUCUGCCAGCUGGCAAGACCUACCUUUCCAGUCCUACCAGAGAGUCAGCGUAAAGUCCAAGACACAGAGAAACUGGGAACGCUGCAUAAUAGUCACAGGGUCUUCAGCUUGUCUGAGACACCAAAAAUAGUCUCCAGGUAUAAAAUAACUGACAUUCUGCCUAAUGUGAGGACAUUCGAAAGAAAUAGCUCCAUUCUAGAUCAUAUCAAAACCUACUCGAGCUCUAAAGUCGACCCGCUAGAAGAGUUAUACACAGAAGCUGAGAGGACUCAUCGGUGGAGAUGUCCUAAUGGAAGUGAGAACACUGACCGUUUACAACAUAAUUUUCAAGGCAUCAGUGUAUCUGAACCUCGAGAAAAAGCUAUGGAGAAACCAGAUGCUGUCAGCUUCCCCAGACUUCCCUCCCCAAGACCAAUGCAAAGAGAAAACAGCUGCCCAGAGCUAAAAAGUCUGAGAAACCAAGGCAAGAUGCCAACUCUGGAAAGUAGCCCAUAUCAGAAAGAGACUGACCCUCUCAUUGUUAAUGGUAAAUCGAUCUGGCUGCACCCACCCAGAGAAACUCCACCAGACACCAAGAUUUUGAGAUAUUCACAAAGGGGGCAGCAGACUCUGAAGGCAGCAGCUUUCCCUGAAAGAGAGCAGCAGCCAAAGCCUUCCAUUUAUAAUCACAAUGUGAAGGGAGAGGUGAGCAACCGAGCAGGCUGUGUGGGAUACUUCCACGUUGACAAAAGAAACACAAGCUGUGACUGGAUUUCAGAAUACCAAAGUGCUUGGAAAGAAGCAAAGGUGAGAGCUUGCCUGCUGCCUGCCAUUGCAGAAUCAUGAAUUGCUACUUUAUGCGAAGAAAAGACGGAGUGUUUAUGUGCAGCCUCUGUCUGCUGCAAAGUGCAUUGUCCAGAUGACCUGGAGAACAUUCAGAGCUUCAGAGUGUCAAGUGUGGAGAAGAAAUUGCAGCGCUGAAAGGAGAAUGCAUUGCAGACUCGGUGAUUUUAGCUAUUCAGAUAAUGAGUUGUAAUGAUUAUACAUUUUGUAACCCCUUGUAUCUUUGGCUCUGUGGAAAUAGAUGAUCCCCCCUAUCCUAAUUAAGUUCCUCUCUUAAGUGCGCUCAGAGUUCAUCUAUAAAGUUCUGUAGAAGCAUUUCUUGACAGCAGAAUUUUAUAAUUCUGCAUGUGCAGAUCCUGCACAGAAAUAUUAGCUGUGCAAACAUUUUUUAAAAAUUAAUCUAGUAAACAGAGUGGAAAUACAUAGGCUUCAUCUACCCACCCAAAGAGCAACUUCAGUCUUGCUGGAUUUUUAGUAUCAUCGCUACCAAUGCAAAAUAGAAAACUAGUCCAGAAGGGCCUAGAAGCAAAGGCCUAAGUUAAUAAGGGCAUAAGGACACAAGGAAAGGCCAGCUGGACGAGAACAAAAGGUUUGUUCAGUCCAGCAUCCUGUUUCUCACAUUGACCCACCUGGGGAGUCCCCAAGCAAGGCACAAAGUCCAUAGCUCAGUGGCUGAGCAUCUGCCUUACAUGCAUUGAACCUUACAAGUCCCAGGUUCAAUCCCCAGCAUCUCCAGGGAAAGUUGGGAGGACUCCUACCUGAAACCCUGGAGAGCUGCUGCCAAUAAGUGUAGACAACCCUGAAUGGGAUGAACCAAUCGCCUGGCUCAGUAUAACACAGGCUCCACCCUGUUGGUGCCACGCUAUUCAAACAACAUGCUGCCUCUCAAAAUGGAGGCUUGAUAUAGCCAUCAUGACUAAUGGCCACUGACAAACCUUUAUCCUCCGUGAAUUUGUCUAACCCCGCCUUAGAGCCAUUUACGACAAUCACAUAUUGUAGCUUCAAGUCCCACAACUUAAUUAAUCUGCUGUGUGAAAAAGUUGUCUCCCUUGAUCGUCAGGUUCCCAGGUAGAUUAUAUACUCAUAUGUAGAAGUUGCAGUGUCAGCUACUCAACAUUCCCUGUUGCCUGUUCCUCUUAGCCUUGGUCAUUUCUCCCUCCCUGCCGUCCUUUUUAUAGGGCUUUGGCCCUGCCGUUCAGCUGCCACUUCCUUGGAGGAAGUCAGGUCCCAGCUGCUUCCUGAACAAUGGUCCAACAACCCUGUAGCCAGCUCCUUUUCACCUCUGCCAAGUUACAUCUGCUAAGUCAUAUAAACAAAUACUUUUUAUUUGUUCUGUAAGCAUAGUAAUGAAGCAACAUUAUUUUUGGCUUUUGGUUACUCUAGUCUAGAAUAAGCUGUAGGGGAACACAGUACUUUCUUCACUGUAUUGAAGCAGAAGUGCAAAGUUCCUGUUUCUCUUAGAGAGGAGCAGGAGGCGACCUGUCGUUUGGUCCAAGGGAGAGAAACAAGCUGGUGCUUGACACCUUUUGGUGUCCAGCUCUAAGUGGCUCCCAGAACCUUUUCCUCUUUUUUUACACUUACAUGGAAAGUGAUGUUUUAAUGCAGCUUGUGUCUAUUGAUAUAAAAUCCGUAAACAGAAGGCUGGUGACUCUGUUUCACUCUAAUUUGGAGGGACCAAGCAAGACUUGCCUGGAGGUUACUGCUCAUUUCCUCUAGCAUCAGCUGAACAGGGAAGUCAGGCUGCCAGUACUUAUCUGAACUUCUCUUGCUACUUGUCUAGUGUUGUUAUUUAGGGUUUUUUAAAGAAACAAACCCAUUUUGCAUUUGCAACCCAGCUGGCAGUGUGCCACCCCCCCCCAGCAUAUUGCACUACUACUUUCUGCAUCAACAUUAUUAUCAAUUAAUUUUAGAUUAUGUCCAGUAUCCAGCUAUUACUGUUCAAAGGGCUGCUUCUCAUGCUAUCACAUUGGCAAGUAUGGGAUAUGGGCCUUUGGUUAAUUUGGUUACAUCUAACUUGGAUACACAUUUCUCUCUGUCUCUUCCUAGUAUGUACAUGUAAUGUGGACUCAGAACUAGCAUGUGGCAUGUAUGAAAGCCAAGAACUGUGUCUCACUUUGAUUUGUUGCUGGAUAUAAGGUCAUCUAUCCACUAACUUUGCAAUGUUUGAAGUGGACCAAAGAGAAACCCUGCAGUUGCCAUGUUGUGCAGUUGGCUGUUGUUAAGUGUGGCCCAAAGAGGCCAUUUAUUUGGUGUGCUGUUCCAAGAAACCUUGAUUUUUAAACAUUAUACAUAUGAGGGGUAUUAACAUUUACAAACCCAUCCCUCGUUGUGUUGGAAGAGGUGAUAUGAACAUUCAUGUCAUGUCAGCCUUGAUUGAUAAGGAAGCCUCCAUUGUGAAUGGGGUAAGUCGGAAUCUUGUCUCCAGUAUUAGUGCAAAAUCAUGAUGUCAGCUGGAAAUAAAACCUCACUUCAGUCCAAGAACAAAGUUGCCAGUAUAUUUAGUGGUAUAGUCUGCAAUCCUAGAGUCACUUAACUAGGAGUAAACCCAGCUGAAGAACUCAAUAGCACUUACAUUAUAGGAUUGCUGUGCUAGCUGCCCUCUUUAUACUUAUGGUACAAUGGGCACUAAAUCACUUCAGACUUCAGAUGGGGAAAAAUAUUUUUAAGGCUCCCUUAUGUUUUGUCUUCAAUCUCUCUGCAAAUAGAAACCCAGGACAGCAAGGAAAUAGCUGGCAAUUAAACUUUUCUCCCUGAUGUGAUAGGGUGGGGUGUUUUUUUGUUCAACUAGAGGGAGCAUUUGAAAGCAGUACCCACUUGUGUGUGCCUAUACACAUUCACACACUUACAAAUAUCAUGUAGGGUGAUUCUCUUUCCAGCUUAAAAGGUAAAGGUAAAGGUACCCCUGCCCGUACGGGCCAGUCUUGACAGACUCUAGGGUUGUGCGCUCAUCUCACUCUAGAGGCCGGGAGCCAGUGCUGUCCGCAGACACUUCCGGGUCACGUGGCCAGCGUGACAAGCUGCAUCUGGCGAGCCAGCGCCGUUUACCUUCCCGCUGGUAAGCGGUCCCUAUUUAUCUACUUGCACCCGGGGGUGCUUUCGAACUGCUAGGUUGGCAGGCGCUGGGACCGAACGACGGGAGCGCACCCCGCUGCGGGGAUUCGAACCGCCGACCAUGCGAUCGGCAAGUCCUAGGCGCUGAGGUUUUACCCACAGCACCACCCGCGUCCCUUUCCAGCUUAGCCACUGGCAAACCUCUUGAUUUCAGUAAGCCCUGUAAUUCCAUGGCCCAGUUUCUAAUGAGGCUACUAAUGACAAUUCAUUCCUGUUUUAAUGUGCAGUGAAUCAAAGGGUUGAUUAUACAUGAGUUGUAUAUUUUUGCCAUGUGCCAUCUACAGCGACCCGUGUAACAUAUAUAGAUUUCUGUCAUCGUCAGACUCCUAAGAGCAUAGCACAUUGCAAGCUAACUGUAUUGCACAUUUCAGAAGCUUAAAAGAGACAUCUCAUCAAACGUGCAAUUUACUAUAUCGUCAUUAUUGAAAUGCGCUUACCAAAAAUGUUCUAACUAGAAUCAGUGCUCAUUCAUGCUUUCGGUUCAAUCAAUAGCUGAAAUGAAAAAGCACAGACAUUUCCAUGGUGUUUAUUGCUAAUCAAACUUGUGCAGCCUUUGGGGGAACGAAAACUGAUAACAAAAUCAGUUACAUGGUCCAAAAAUGCAAAUUGCUAUAAGCAUACGUGGGACAAAGCUCGUAAGUCACUCUCCGCAGUGUCAUAUGUCUUUGUGAGCUGCCUUGUGGAUUCUGUCGUGAGCAGAAGGCAGGGUAAAAAUAAAAUUAAUGUUAUGCUCUAAAGCUUCAACCUACACAAAGCUAAUUAGGAGUAUGUGCCAUGGAAAUUGGUGUGACGCACUUCCAAGUAAACAUGCAUUACUGGGAAGUAAGCUCCAUCGCACUCCCUGAGGUUUCUAAAUAAACAUGAUUUUAGAGCUGGGAUGUAAACCCCCCUGGAAGAAAAAUGCUUUAGAAAACAAAACCGUUAAGUGUAUAUGGGACAAAUUGACAGCUAGAUCGCUACUUUUUUUUUUUAAAAAAGAGUACAGCUUGACUGAUUUGACUAUUCCCUUAUAUUUUUCUGCUGUACCAUAAUGUCAAAAACUGUGGGACAAAUUGCCACCUUAAUUUCCGCCCCACAGCUACGAUUCUUGCACACUUACUUAGAAGUAGCUUUCUGUGGGGCAGUUUGUGCGUGCAGGAGUGCCACAUCAAAAACUUGUUACUGCAUGUGUGCUUGUAUGGGCAUACUCACAAUCAGAAGUUCCCAAUCAUCUCACACACCCACUUUGCUUUACCAUGGCGUGGGUUUGCACAUUCAGCUGCCAGGCAACAGAGCACAGAAAAUGCAUUUGUAAAUCAGGGCAGCAAUAUAAAUCUUGCACAAGGACGCAGCCAAAGUGUUAAUCAAAGAUGGCCUUUAAGCUUCCUGGAAUUGUCUGAAAACAAAGAAAAGUCGAGUCCUCUAGCCAUCCAAAGCAGCUAGGAAGCUUUUAAAUAGAGGUGCUUCUAUAAGUAUGCUUUACUCUUUUUUUAAGCACCUCUUCCUGUCUCCCUGCUCCCACAUAUCUUAAUCCGAUUCUGAAUAUCCCUUCAAUGUCAAAAGUGAUUUGCAAGUGAAAUGAAAUGCAUAGCCAGCAUCCCCUGGACCAUGCUGAAAGGUUUUUUGUAUCCUUGAGAUUGGAUUUAAGACACUUAGAGCGGCAUUUAACCAACUUGUUGCACUAGUGCAGGCAUGUCCAAAGUCCAUUUUGGGGGCCUAAUCUGGCCCACCGGUUAGUUUAAUCCGGCCCCUGUGACAGUUUAUUUCCUGGGGCAAAAUCCUAAAAAAAACCCUUAACAUCAACAACUUUGGUUUGCCCUCUGGUUGGCCCCCACGGCCCUUCAUGUCAUCAAAUCUGGCCCUCUUUGAAAAAAGUUUGGCCACCACUGCACUAGUGGAAGCUAGUGAAAUGAGUUUCUGCAUUGCUUAUCAUGUGGCAGUGGCUUCCAGCGUGAUCUCUGAGAUCUCGUGGAACUCUUUGUGAGAUCUUGCCAGAAGCCACCACCGCAUACCCUGUUUUGUGUGAUGUUGAAUUCCACUUGCAGUUGUUGUGUUUGAUAUUCUUUCCCCAUCUAUGGUGGUUCUCAAGUUUUUGCUCUGCAGAACACCCAAGCUCUUCAGUCUAUUGUUUGGAGAUUACAGCCCUUAUAUGAAUGGAUUCCUAUAGGCCAUCCUUGGUCAACCUGAACUACAGCUUCCCUCAGUCUCUGGCAGCAUGGCCAUGCCAACUGGGCCUGAUGGGAGUUGUAGUCCCAAACAUCUGGAGGGCACCAGAUUGGCCAAGGCCUCUUCUGCAUUGAAGUAUAGCCUCCCCCCAGUAUACCAUCUAUCAAAGGAUUUGUGAAAAGUCAGUGCCUAGCUACAAAUCUGCUGUGCUAUAUGUAGGAUUUUGAUCCUGAUAACGAUGUGUGCGCUUUGAGAAUUUAUGCAAAUAAACGUGUAAAAGCUC
Podarcis lilfordi (Lilford's wall lizard) is the source of this 10965-nucleotide messenger RNA. Lineage: Eukaryota; Metazoa; Chordata; Lepidosauria; Squamata; Lacertidae. The record is from the annotation of a GenBank genome assembly.